GUGUAGAUAAAAAUUCUGUUCUCGCGCCUAUUACCGCACAAUGUCUUUGUCCGUUAGAGCAAUCGGUAACGGCUAUAAUUUCCCUGUCGCGCAUCUUCUGGGCUUCAAUGAUUUACCCUACAUGUGCGUUGCUAGGGUUUCUUCUCCCUUUCACUUUCAGCACCGGAUUCCUAAUCAGCAUCAUUAUCCGGGACUCUCUGCAGUUAAUGCUGAUGGCAAUGCUCAUGGUGUCCCAGAUGCUAACGACUGCUCUCUUAACCAUGAAGGCUCAGCAGAAAAGAGUGAGAGUAGCAAGCACAAACCGCUCACAACUAAAGAGAUAUUGGAGAAACUAAGAAGAUAUGGGAUUUCUGGUAUAUUGGCCUAUGGGCUACUAAAUACUGCCUACUAUCUCACAACAUUUCUUGUAGUGUGGUUUUAUGUCGCCCCAGUACCUGCAAAAAUUGGCUAUCUUGCUGCUGCUAAAAGAUUCCUCAAAGUAAUGGCCAUGGUAUGGGCUGGGAGUCAAGUUACAAAGCUUGUGAGAGCUGCAGGGGCCCUUGCAGUUGCACCAUUUGUUGACAGAGGAUUGUCAUGGUUCACUGUUAAAUUCAAGUUUGAGUCUCAAUGGAAGGCAUUCAUGGCAAUUGUUGGAUUCUGUUUUGGACUUGGCAUCAUGGUAUUUGCUGUUGUGACACUUCUUUGGGCUUAAGCAUACCGAGAGGGAUCACUAUCCCUGUUUUUAUUGUGAAUUCGCGGAGUUGAACAAAUAGGAACAAUAAUAGUAGAAAAGAAUGUGGAAUCAAUUGCACAAAUUAGAGUUUUUA
Tripterygium wilfordii is the source of this 806-nucleotide messenger RNA. RefSeq lists its product as uncharacterized. The record is from RefSeq and is a predicted model, not a curated record. NCBI's taxonomy places the organism in Eukaryota, Viridiplantae, Streptophyta, Magnoliopsida, Celastrales, Celastraceae. The transcript is spliced from 9 exons. Bases 41 to 691 code for a protein of 216 amino acids.